UGCGGGACAACUCGACCUGCAAGUCACUUAAAUCGGUUUUCUGCGUCUUUUAGUAAGCGACGGGCUCGCCAGCCUCGAGCGAAAGUGUGACUGCGAACGGGCAGGCGCGCGCGGGGCUCGGCGGAGGCGCGCUUGGGCUCCCGGCGGCGACGACUACGACGACGAGGAGAGCGGACGGAGGCGGCGCCUGAAGCAGUGGCGGAGCCCAUGCCCCGGGACGGCGGGCGGGCCGGGAGAGACAAGUCCGGGGCCCGGGGCAUGUCCCCGGGGCCCCCGUGAGGAGGAGCCGGCGGCGGCUAUGGAGAUCCCGCCGCAGGAGGCUCCGCCCGGGCCGGGCGCAGACGACGACGUUGAAGAGGCCCCCGUUGAGGCCGGGUCUCCCAGCCCUGCCUCGCCCCCCGCGGAUGGGCGCCUCAAGGCUGCAGCCAAGCGCGUCACGUUCCCGUCCGACGAGGAUAUCGUGUCUGGUGCAGUGGAGCCCAAAGACCCCUGGAGACAUGGAAUUCACAGACCUCGGGCACCGCCUCGACUGUCUGGACCUGAAAGGUGAGAAGCUUGACUACAAGACCUGUGAGGCCCUGGAAGAGGUCUUCAAGAGGCUGCAGUUCAAGGUCGUGGACCUGGAGCAGACAAACUUGGACGAAGAUGGUGCCUCGGCCCUCUUCGACAUGAUCGAGUACUACGAGUCGGCCACGCACCUCAACAUUUCCUUCAACAAGCACAUCGGCACCCGGGGCUGGCAGGCAGCCGCCCACAUGAUGCGCAAGACGAGCUGCCUGCAGUACCUUGACGCCCGCAACACGCCCCUGCUGGACCACUCUGCACCCUUCGUGGCCCGUGCCCUGCGCAUCCGAAGCAGCCUGGCGGUGCUGCACCUGGAGAAUGCUAGCCUGUCGGGGCGGCCUCUCAUGCUGCUUGCCACGGCCCUGAAGAUGAACAUGAACCUGCGGGAGCUGUACCUGGCGGACAACAAGCUCAAUGGCCUGCAGGACUCGGCCCAGCUGGGUAACCUGCUCAAGUUCAACUGCUCCCUACAGAUCCUGGACCUCCGGAACAACCACGUGCUGGACUCGGGUCUGGCCUACAUCUGUGAGGGUCUCAAGGAGCAGAGGAAGGGGCUGGUGACCCUGGUGCUGUGGAACAACCAGCUCACGCACACGGGCAUGGCCUUCCUGGGCAUGACACUGCCGCACACUCAGAGCCUGGAGACGCUGAACCUGGGCCACAACCCCAUUGGGAACGAGGGUGUGCGGCACCUCAAGAACGGGCUCAUCAGCAACCGCAGCGUGCUGCGCCUGGGGCUGGCCUCCACCAAGCUCACAUGCGAGGGCGCCGUGGCAGUGGCGGAGUUCAUCGCUGAGAGCCCCCGCCUCCUGAGACUGGACCUUCGGGAGAACGAGAUCAAGACGGGCGGGCUCAUGGCACUGUCGUUGGCCCUCAAGGUGAACCACUCGCUGCUGCGCCUAGACCUCGACCGUGAGCCCAAGAAGGAGGCGGUGAAGAGCUUCAUCGAGACACAGAAGGCGCUGCUGGCCGAGAUCCAGAACGGCUGCAAGCGCAACUUGGUGCUGGCGCGGGAGCGGGAGGAGAAGGAGCAGCCGCAGCAGCUGUCGGUCUCCAUGCCUGAGACCACUGCCACCGAGCCCCAGCCUGAUGACGAGCCCGCUGCCGGGGUGCAGAAUGGGGCCCCCAGCCCCGGACCCAGCCCGGACUCGGACUCAGACUCGGACUCGGAUGAGGAGGAAGAGGAUGGAGAGAGGGGCGAGACCCCCUGUCCUGCCCUGGUGCCCCCCAUGGACUCCCUGGGCCCUGGGGACAGGAGUCCCCCAGGCAGCCCCUCCCCACCCACUGAGCAGCGGAUUUCCGUGUCCAGCCCGGGCCGGGGCCACAAGGUGUUUGUGGUGACCCGGGUGGAGAGCCCACCUGAGAGGGCAGAGCUCCCUGCGUCCCCUGGCUCGCCCUCUCCCCCACCCCCUCCCCCACCCCCUCUCUCCCCACCCACCUCACCCGCCCUACCCCCAGCUGGGGCCACUGACACAUGGGACACAGGGUCCUCCGAGCCUCGGCCACCACCAGAGCCACCUCAGUCAGGGCCACCGCUGCCCAACGGACUGAAGCCCGAGUUCGCCCUGGCACUGCCCCCAGAGCCGCCCCCGGGGCCUGAGGCCAAGCAGGGCAGCUGCGGCCUGGAGCACGAGCUGAGCUGCUCCAAGAACGAGAAGGAGCUCGAGGAGCUGCUUCUGGAAGCCAGUCAGGAAUCCGGACAGGAGACACUGUGACACUUUAGUUCCUUUUUUCCGGUCGGUCUGCGAUGAGCUGAGGCCAGAGCCAUGAGAAUCUGCUCACCUUCCCCCCAGCCUUCCUGAGGCCCAGGAUGCCAGGGGUGGGGGCCAUUCUGGGGACCCCCUGCCCACAGCAACACUACAAGGGGUGCAGGAGCUUUAGGGAGGGGCCCUCCCUGUGCUACCCAAGCACUUCUGUUUAUGAGCCCACCACUGGAAGACUCUGGAGGGUGAAUGGGAGGAGGAGGAGGUCUCCAAGACAUCAGGCGCCUGUUCUGGAGGGGCCAGGCUUGCCCUGCAGAGGGCAGGGUUCCUGGGUGGUGGUGGGAUGGUCCCCUGUGACCCCGGGCACAGGGCUGGGCAGGCAGCCUGGUGUGGGAGGGGCGGUGCGUGCUGGUGGUGGUUGAGAUUCACAGAACAGCCCCAGAUGGUGCAGGCCGGGCAGGGUGGGGGGAUGGGGGCAGAGGAUCAGAGCUUUCUUUUUCUCAAGUGCAAUAAAUCUAUCAGGGAGCUGGGGCGGGAGCAGCCGGCACUCCGGGACCCUGCUGUCCAGGCCACUGGAGGCUGCGCCCUGAGAGGCACUACAACCCAUGGGGGGCAGGGGGCGUGGGUAUGGGUGAGGGUGGGCAGAGGGCUGGGGCUACUCCUGUCGGUGCAACUCUGUUCACACCUUUUCUAAUAAACUGGGGCUGGGUUCACUUUG
Molecule: messenger RNA, 2985 nt
Organism: Callithrix jacchus (white-tufted-ear marmoset)
Lineage: Eukaryota; Metazoa; Chordata; Mammalia; Primates; Cebidae
Gene: PPP1R37
Product: protein phosphatase 1 regulatory subunit 37
Molecular function (GO): protein binding
Source: RefSeq, a predicted model, not a curated record